AUGGAUCGUCAAAGUAUAUUAGCAACGUACGGCAUCCCAAUCACAUCUCCUCCACGUUCAAAUAGUAAUAGUGGCAAUAGUAAGAGCUCUCGAAGAACAGCCCAAGGUAUUAACGUUGGAAAUGUUGGACGUAAUAGCAAGGGGUAUUCGGUGACUGCCUUAUACUCUAUGGCUGCUGAACAAGAUGUUGAAUCUAAAAAAAAUUUUAUAUUGGAAAGAGAUGUUAGAUACUUGGAUUCUCGAAUUGCAUUAUUAAUUCAAAAUCGUAUGGCAUUAGAUGAGAAACAAGAAGUGGAAAGUUCGCUUUAUGACACAGAGCCACUAGAAGGUACAUUUCCAGAUGAUCGUAAACAACAGCAAUAUGGAAAUCUUUUCUUCUUACUACAAACUGAACCAGGACAUAUCGCAACUUUAUGCCGACUGGUCAGCAUAUCAGAGAUUGACACUUUAUUACAAACUGUGAUGUUUACACUUUAUGGUAAUCAAUAUGAAAGCAGGGAAGAGCAUUUAUUGUUAACUAUGUUUCAGUCGGUAUUAUCAGCACAAUUUGAAACUACAUUAGACUUUAAUUCUUUACUUAGAGCAAAUACGCCAGUAUCACGUAUGAUGACCACUUAUACUCGUCGAGGACCUGGACAAAGUUAUUUAAAAUCGGUAUUAUCGGAAAGAAUUAAUAAUCUGAUUGAACAUAAAGAAUUGAAUUUGGAAAUCAAUCCACUUAAAGUUUAUGAACAAAUGAUAAGAAAAAUUGAAGAUGAUACUGGCCAACUGCCACCUAAUUUACAAAGAAGUGUCACGCCGGAUGUUGCUGCUGCAAAUCCCGAUGUACAAAAAAUCAUAGUACCUCGUUUAGACAUGUUAAUAGAAAUUGCAAAUGGAUUUCUUACGACUAUAAUUCAAUCUAUUGAUCAACGAAAAUAUCCAGACGCAACAGAAUUUGCAAUAUGUUCGUUGAUUGGUGGGUUCUUCUUUCUAAGAUUUGUGAAUCCUGCAAUAGUUACACCUCAAGCAUAUAUGUUGGUGGAUGGAAUACCUGGAAAUCAUCCAAGAAGAACUUUAACCUUGAUUGCAAAAAUGUUACAAAAUCUUGCAAAUAAACCAACAUAUUCGAAAGAAGAAUAUAUGAUAAUGAUCAAUUCGUUCGUAGAACACAAUAAACAAAGAAUUAAUAAAUUUUUACUUGAAUUAUGUGAAGUUGGUGAUUUUUAUGAGAGUUUAGAGGCACCAUCUGAAAAAUCUCACCUGCGUAUACUGUUAGAUGAAAUUGGUAUAGCUCCUUCACAAGUACCUAGAAAAGAAAAUAGAACCAUGCAACUUCCAUUAUUUAGUCGAUGGGAAACUCCAAUACAAGACAUUGCAUCAGCAUUUGUAUCAGACAAUGUGACACAGAAUGAUAUUCUUUAUAUGGAGACAAAAUCAAUAUUUGUACAAUUGAUUAGAUCUAUGCCACGUAUGGCGGAGAAACGGCCACUAAAUUUAUAUUUGAUUGCUGAGAUAGCUGCCACAUCAAAAGAUGUAUCUUUAGUACGUAAAGGUAUAAAGGUGAAAGAAAUGCUUUCGGAAUUAGAAGAGGCGCGUGUAAUUGAUCGUAGAGAUGGGUAUCGACUUAUGACUGAAGAGGUGGCAACUGAAUUAGCUCAUUUGGGCAAUAUUCGUGAGAAAGUCACCCAAGAAAUUCAAUCCCUGGAGGAAGUUUUUAAAACUAUAUGUGAUCACAAUAAUUAUUUGAGAAGUCAAUUGGAUAGUUAUAAAGCAUAUUUGUUUAAUGUGAGACAGCACUCAUCAAAAGAGGCUCCUAGUGGUAUAGGAACUAGUGUGGUGAAAGUUGGUAAUAAAGAAAAGAAGCCACAGAAAGUUAAGGUGUUGGGACCUUAUAAAUUUACAUAUGCACAAUUAGAAAGAGAUGAAAUUAUUGUGGAAAACAAUGUUCCCGAAAAUCGGUAG
Messenger RNA from Entrophospora sp. SA101, 1944 nucleotides. The record is from the annotation of a GenBank genome assembly. Lineage: Eukaryota; Fungi; Glomeromycota; Glomeromycetes; Entrophosporales; Entrophosporaceae.